Molecule: messenger RNA, 3484 nt
Organism: Galendromus occidentalis (western predatory mite)
Lineage: Eukaryota; Metazoa; Arthropoda; Arachnida; Mesostigmata; Phytoseiidae
Gene: mim
Product: missing-in-metastasis
Exons: 15
Coding region: 294-3065 (923 amino acids)
Biological process (GO): cell projection assembly; plasma membrane organization
Cellular component (GO): cytoplasmic side of plasma membrane; actin cytoskeleton
Molecular function (GO): phospholipid binding; actin binding
Source: RefSeq, a predicted model, not a curated record
UCUCCAUCUCGGCGAAUCUCGGUGGAACGGAUGAAACAAUUCGUUCGCUGUUGAUAACACGACGGAUUCCUCAUCGACUCAACAUUGUAUCUAUCCAACUGUCGGCUUGUCCGAAAACAUCAGUCAACUUGAUUCUGCUUGACGAAUAGCUCGCAUCAGUGACGGUGAGGUGCCGGCAGGUUCAGCCUCGAUCGAGACGAGUUCACGCGUUCUUCGAUUCUGUCUACCCGGAGCCGUUCCGAUAUGUUCCAGGUCCGUCUGCACACACACGCAGGAUAGCUAGUCAGACAUAAAUGGAGAAGGACAUUGAAAAGGACGUCAGUGUCCUCUCCGGACUAUUUAGUUAUAUCAUCACAGACCUCAAGGGUAGCACUCCAAUAUGGGAAGACUUUCUCUUGAAAACGGGCAAACUUCACACGCAACUCAAGGUCACAAUGAGUUGCUUGGGCGCCUUCGUGGAAGCCCUGCAAAGAAUCGCCGACAUGGCGACCACUGCCCAGGGAGCAACCCGGGACGUCGGGAAGGCUCUGACCCGGCUCUGUCUUCGCCACCGGGCUUUCGAAACGAGAUUGAAAUCCUUGAUCGAAGCUUUGCAAGAUUCUCUCAUCAUUCCGAUGACGGAUAAAAUCGAAGAUUGGAAAAGGAUAACAACGCAGAUUGACAGGACUCACAGUAAAGAGUUCAAACGCGCGCGGUCCGAGUUGAAGAAGAAAAACACAGACACCUUGCGUCUCCGUAAAAAAGUCAAACGCGCCAGUUCCGGAGCCAUGGGUGGAGGAUCAGAAUUGGUGCAAAAGUGCCUCAACCACGCCAUGCAGGAUAUCCAUGACGACUACAUUCUAUUAGAGGAAACUCAGAAACAAGCAGUUCGGAGAGCUCUGAUUGAACAGCGUCGACGAUAUUGUGCCUUCGUAGGCUGUAUGAAGCCAGUCAUGGACGAGGAAACCCACCUCUUAGAGGAGGUCGGUCAUCUCGAGGAAGUAAUGGACUCGUUGUGUAAGCUCACCGCCAAUCCAGAGCGGCUCCCGUCCGCUUCGGAGCAAGUUAUUGAGGAUGCUAAAGUUGGAUACAACCUCAUGAGUGAAAGCAUCUACGGUUACCAUAGUCCACCGAGUUCUCCGGGCAGCUCAUUAGGCUCUCGGAAAUCUUCAAUGUGUUCAAUAUCGUCGGAAUCCAACUCGACCGAUCUCUACGGAUCUCAGCGCGGACGCUCGUUGUCGCAACCUCCCCCACUUCAGGUUUCUCGACUCUGUAGCGUCUCGAGUCAAGACUCAGGCUUCAAUUCUCACGAUGGUGGAGUUCGGAAAACGGCGCAACGACUCGAGAGCCUUUUUCAGAGGCAGAAUUCCGACGAGGGAGCGUCUGUUGCGAACCCCAUUUACGAUUCUCGUCCUACUGACACUCCGCCCCAUUUGCCCCGACGAAACAACAGCCUGCCCUCAAACAGUCUCUUCGACCAGAGUGCAGCUUCCACACCCUCAGGAAGUCAGCCGUCUUGUCGUUCAGAGCCGCAAUCUCCACAGAUGGCCCGUGCGGGCUUCUCGGUCACGCAAUCGACACCUGACAACGAAAGCACAAAACCUGUGUUUUUGUCACGCACUCCUUCACACAUGAGUACACUGCCAGUCCGGGGGCGGGACAAAUCGAGGAAAAUUCCGCCAGUGCCUCCAGUGCGACGCACUCCCCCAACGUCAACACUGAAUGUUUCUCUCCAAUUGAAACAGCUAGAUGAUACGAAAUACGACAGCACUAUUCCCUCAACCUCCUCCACAAUCCCCAUUCGUGAUACAAAGGAUAAGUCUCCGGAACUGCCACUGCCUUCACCCCCGGCGGAGCUUUUGUCACCGUCCGAGGAGAAUUCAAUUUACGGCAGGAUGAUCAAGAGCUGUCACGCUACACUGGAGAGAAGUCAGAAACAUCAAGAACCGACGAAUUACCACGAGGAACACAAUGCUUUCCUGGGUGGCAUCUGCUCGAAAAUCAACGAGAAGUUCGGCGGCGACUCCACUUCUAAUCACAACAUAUACGGAACGUUCGGGAAAGGCAAGAAGAACCCGUAUAGGCGAUCAGAAAGUCAGGAGUCAGAGGAGCAGGUCAAGUCUGAGGUUCAUGAACCGGUGAAGGACAAGCCUGUCCAGAAGAACAGUAAAAUUUACAAAUGUGCCUCAUCCGACGACAUUAUAAGCGGUGGAGCGAAUAGAUGGGGCGCUGCCGAGGAGAAUCUCUACGAGCCUAUCAAUAAGGAGCUAAAUGAGUCGAUUUAUGGAGGAAGUCCAUUUGGGGUGACAAUCGCCAUCUCUACAAAUGAUAUCUACGGUUCGACCAGUCACCAACUUGCUGCUUCUGUCGGAAGACCUAGCGGAGCUCCACCCGCGCCCCCAGAGAGGCGAACUCCGCAACGGAGAGCUCAGUCUUUCAGUAAUGAUCUCUACGGCACGAUCGAGGACGAUCCUCCCCCGUCUUCCAGAUCUAAGGUGCAGCAGGUUAAGGAAACGUUCGAACAUCUUGGCGAGUCUCUAUACGGACGAAUCUCACAGUCGGCUUCAACUUCUCGUUGCACAUCGCCUUCGCGACAGAAUCCCUUCCCGAACAAGCUUUCCAUGUACCAGCCGCAGGAUCAGCAGAGUACCAGUGGCGUGGUACACCACCCCUCUCAGUUCAGUAUAUACGCGACCAAGAACGAAGUUCUUACGCCCGGAGUCCCGGUUUCGAUUCCCAAGGUUCCGACAGAUCUGUCGAAGAAACGAUUCAUGCAGCAGCUCAACGAGAAAUUGGCUCAAGGAACGAACACGCAAGCAAGCUCCAUUUAUGGCACGAUUCGAAACUGCAACACAGCUACAAUCAACAAAGGCCGACGCUGUAGUUCGGAAACUCGUCAAAACGGUCAACGUAUCUACGGCUAUAUCGGAGCGCCUGAAGCUGACGUUUCUCCAGCCGCUUCAAGAGUUCAGGAAUGGCUGAGUGGUCGGCCCCCUGUCAAAGAUCUUGGGGAGUGUAAACGCAGCGUGCUCGACCAGAUCAGAAGAGGAGGCAAAGGCGCUACCGGUGGGCCGCCAAGACUGUGACCUAGUGAAGGCUCAGGGAAUUUUUUCUUCCUCAUGUUCAUCUGGACUAUUUAGGCAACAAUUUAAUAUUCUACCCCAAUACGUGCGUCAGAGCCGCACGUAGCCGAGCACGCUGGCGACAGAGACGAAAGCAAUGAGCGGGCACACAGGAGAAUGAACUGCGAGAAGAAGGACAAGGAGACCAUCGAGAGUGAUGAAUGUUGUCUGCACCACAUAGAAGCGCGAUAGGACUCAUUGCCAUGUCGCAACCGAGGCGAGCCCGCCAAAUCGUAUCUAGUCUGAUUUAGUCCGAGCCAGCAAAGCAGCAUCCAAAUGUCAGAGAAAGGGCGGUGGGAGCCCCACAGCGACAGCUCCUGUACCCUCACAGAUCCCCUAUCUAAUUCACCGUGCUGGAAAGGAGCGGAACACCUACCGCUUGA